AUGGCAGGGGAUGGGGAGCUCAACCGCAUCAUCAAGGACCUGCAGACCGGGAGCUGCACAGCCUCUGUGCCCAGCUGGAGUUCCUCCUCCAGUUCGACCUCAAGGAGAAGAGGAGCUUCUUUGGGCAGCGCAAGGACUAUUGGGACUUCUUGUGCCAGGGCCUGGCACGGCGCCGGCAGGAGCACGAGGGUGUUCGCUUUGUCACCUCUCUGGACAAGGGGCCGAGCCUUCCUGCGGUACUGCCUGGUGCACCGGCAGCUGGCAGAGUCCCUGCAGCUCUGCCUCCUCGACCCAGAGAGCCUCCGUGAGUGGUACUACGCCCGUAGCCCCUUCCUGAGCCCCCAGCGCCGGGCAGAGAUCCUGGGCAGCCUCUAUGAGCUCAAUGGCAUCACCUUCCACCUGGCCCUGUGCAGGGCUGACCUGGACACCGCCUGGCCUAUGUUCUCCGAGACACUGGUACGGUCCAGCCCGGUGGCCAGGAGCAGCCCAUCAAAGGUGGCCCUGCAGACAGACGAUAUCAGCACCACGGCUCAUGGAUGGCCUGAUGGCAUCGCCCAUCCCACUGCGGCACCCUACGGGGCGCCAGGCCACCCGUGCCCAUCUGUUGACGCGGAGAAGGAUAUGGAGGUGGACAUGGAAGAGGAGGAUGAAGAGGAGUUGGAGGAGGAUGAGAAGGACAUGGAGGACGUGGAUGUAGAGGAGCUGGAGGAUGCACAUGGCGCUGGCAAAGCGCCCCAGCCCGAUG
This is a messenger RNA of Leptosomus discolor (cuckoo roller), 745 nucleotides long. Lineage: Eukaryota; Metazoa; Chordata; Aves; Leptosomiformes; Leptosomidae. The record is from RefSeq and is a predicted model, not a curated record.